AUGAGCAGCAGCAACAGCACCUCCGACCUCAGCGACGAGAAGCUUAAGGACCAACGACGCUCGACACCAGCUUCACGGCGCUGCCCUAGCUGCGACCAUGAGCUCGACUGCAAUCCGGACAUGGUUGGGUUUCCAGCCGGGGUCAAGUUUGAUCCGUCGGACCAGGAGCUCAUAGAGCACCUGGAAUCCAUGGUGAAGGAAGGAGGCUCCAGAGCACACCCCCUCAUUGGUGAUUUCAUACCCACACUUCAAGGAAACGACGGCAUUUGCUACACCCAUCCUGAGAAUCUCCCAGGUGUGACAAGAGAUGGCGUCAUCAAGCACUUCUUCCACAGGCCAUCCAAAGCCUACACCUCUGGCACAAGGAAGAGGAGAAAGAUCCAGUCAAAACGCGGUGACGAUGUUGGCGAGGCGCAGUGGCAUAAGACCGGCAAGACACGUCCAGUAAUCGUUGCUGGUCGGCAGAAGGGGUGCAAGAAGAUCCUGGUGCUGUACAGUAACUAUGGAAAGCAAGGGAACAAGCCGGAGAAGACCAACUGGGUGAUGCACCAAUACCACCUCGGCAGGGAUGAGGAGAAGGACGGGGAGCUGGUCGUGUCUAAGGUCUUCUACCAGCAGACGCAGCUGCGUUCUACCGUGACAAUGAUGGAACAGAACGAUGAUGAAAAGGUAGAAGUGACCUCAGAGGCCAUGAAAGAUAUGCUCCCUGGGUGUGGUGCGGAAGCCGCUGAAGCUGCGGACACCAUGCAACUGCAGCAGCACCAACAGCAGAGGCAGGCUGAUGGCCACAGCAGAUUUACUUCUGCCAAGAUGUCCCGUGAGGUUGGUGUAGGCGACCCAUUAGCAGGUGAUCAAGGACAGCUGCAUGAUGAAACCCACCACAUACCAUCACAACAUAAAGUCCGAUCAGUGCUCGUGAAACCAGCAGUGCACACCAUGUCUUUUUUUGAAAGCACACUCUUGAACACAGAAUCAACCAAAGUAUCACCUGCAGUGCAACAUCACUCAGCCCUCCUGAACAAUGGUGACAAACAAGAGGUGCUGUUCAGUCUAUUAUGGACCAUUUUGCUGAAAAUACUACUAUUGCACAAAGAUGCGGUAGAGAUCAUCUGCUAA
Molecule: messenger RNA, 1116 nt
Organism: Miscanthus lutarioriparius
Lineage: Eukaryota; Viridiplantae; Streptophyta; Magnoliopsida; Poales; Poaceae
Source: the annotation of a GenBank genome assembly